UUAUUUUAGCUAAUAAUAAAUGGGGGCAAAGACUUCCUGAUUCGCCCUGGUAUGUUGAACACUGCUAAAACAUGGCGACUUGUUUUCCGAUUCCACGAUUAUGACUUCACAUGGACAUUCGUUGAACAGCGCAGCUUCUGAGAGUAUGCCGCAGGGCUGCACAAACCGAUUUUAACCUUCCACGUUCGCAAGGCACCAGUGAACAUGCGCCUUAAGAACGAGCCAGUUCAUUAUUUAUCGUUAAUCACACGACGAGACGACUCAGCCAUGGCAAGAUAUUUUUCUUUAGGCGUUCCGAGUCACGCGAUAAGCGUGCGCCGGGUAAAAGCGUCGUCGCUGGCAAAAUCGAUGAACCAAGUAGGCGCUUCCUAAAAACUGAAAAAAAAACGAUGCUAGCGCCACAACUGAUUUCGUUACAGCAACCACGUGAUCAAAAAAAAACAGCCAGCAGUCAUUUUUUUUCACAAUCUUUCAAGACGGGAGGCAAGGUGCUUCUACGCCUAACCUGUUACGGGCUUAAGCUGAUGGAAGAGUCGCCAGCAAACAAUAUCGUUCCUCCGUCGCAGAGUGGCCGAAAAAUGGGGCAAGCCCUGACGCUCUCUCCUACAGAUGACACAUCAACCACCUCUGCCUCGGCAAAGCAUGAGCACCUGGAAACACCGCAAGCUGAAAGAGGAAGCACGGAAUCGACUCCAGAGGAACAAGCCCAGCAACAUUAUGGGAUCGACAACGUGAAUUCCACUGCAAAUGCAAUUCACUGCCCAGGGCGGCAGACUUCAGUGAGAAACCCUGCUCCUCCUGACAUGCACCCUGCGGAAAAGCGAAGGAGUAGCGACAGUUUCAAAGGUGAUUUGCCAACUAUCCUGGUCAGCGAUUUGACCCGCACUCAAGGCCAUCUUAACAAAGCAAAACGUAAGAGCAGCGCCCAUACUCGUAGCGAUGCUAAAGCGGCUCCCUUAAAUUCUGGUGGUGGCUCCUCCGGAAAAGCGGGCAUGGGCUCUAGAAGCCCAAAAACCGCGUCCAGAAAAGAAAAACAGCCAGGCAGCAAGGAAUCGGACCACGCACGCCGACAAGCGCCGAAAGGUGAACACAGCCGCCAUAAAUCGCCCCUUGCCCAACAAGGACGCCCUUACGGUGAACCCAAGGGUGCGGCGGUCACCAUUAGCGGAAGCCGGCGACAAGCCUCAACGAACGAGCCUUCGCAUUCCGACGUAGGUUACGGCAAGUGCAAAGACGGUUCGCCCGGCUUCGGCAAGAGCAGAUCAACCCGCAAGGAAGGCAGUGGCAGCGGGGUAAGACGCAAAAACAGCACGGUUACAGCAACGACCCAUGACACUGGCAACAAUUUUCUUAAAAUCGGGGCUGACACAUCCGGAACAGUAGCGACCACGUUUCUCAGCGUGCCGAAAAAGUCCCGACGACACAGCUUUCCAGGCAGAACCGAAGAAGUUGAACGUGCGGACGACCGCACAAAGAGGGCCGCAAGGCCUGUAGCGGAAGGUAAUUUAUCCUGCCCUACUGAAUUUCUCCUUCUUGCUAAAUCCAUUGGAGACGAGAGUAGUGAGAAAACCCUUCCAGAGCAAAGAACUGAGACGGGUAUUGGCAUUUCCUCGAUGCGACCGGUAGGAAAGACCUGCUCGUCUAGCCCGGGAAAAGGUGCGGAUGGCUCAAAAGCUACACCGAGGACCUCACCGCGAGGAAAAAUAUCUGGCAGCACCCCCCCGGCUUUCUUGGCUGCAGUACAUUCACGCGUGAGCAAAAAGAAGCCAUCCGGAAGGCAAGAACCGCGACGCACUGCAUCGUUUUCGCCGAGAAAAUCAAAGACCAGUGUGAUCUCAUCAUGCGCUGAACUCUGCGCGGUUGGCUCUCAACCUAGAGAAAGGCAAUCUAAAAGCGGUGCUUCACCUUGCUUUAAACUCCCUUGCUCGUUUGUUACAGCAGCGGGCGAUGAGAAAGCCCAGAAACCUGCUGGAAGUCAAGAAAUUGCACACGCCGACAGAAUUUCGUCGAGCGCCUCAGCGGUAGCUGCAAAACCAUUAAGUUCUCCUGGUGAAAAGGACAGUUCACGAACUACAGCAACGCCACUUGCGGAGGCAAAUGUGACGCCCGGCUCGCACCUUUCGUCCCUGACUGCCGUGUCAGCUGAAGGCGCUCACGCGAAGAAUUUUAUGAGCGCGGUAGAAUUAGGACACGCUGCAGAGAUUUCCUCGAACCUAACAGCGACAAGUGCGCAUACACCUGGCGCGGAAGUGGGUGGGCCAGAAGUGGCAGGAGCGCCAGUCCACGACAAUUCCGCUGUCCGCAUCCGCCAUCCCUCGCAUUGUCAAACGCGUCAAAACGCGAACGCUGGAAAAUUCGCUGAAAGACAGGAAAGUGGCUACGAUGGAAGCAUUUUGUCGGCGCAGUCAGAGGCAGCUACGUCAUCUUCCACAAAGAACGUGGCCGGCAGCUCGCGUAGUAGUGUAAUAACAAGACGCGAACUGGUGGGGUCUGGCCAAGCCCUGGUUUCUUUACCUACUGGAAACAUUGAAGUCAUAAAUAGCGAAAAUUCAAGUCUGUUGAGCGCUGCCCAGGAAACCGCAUGCAUUCCGCCAGCACAAACAGGGGCAGCUACGGCUUCUUCCGACACAGAAUGCCAGUUUCCUGCGACGCAAGCUUCCACAAUGCUGCAAAAUGCUCAGUUGCUGCCGGUGCCCGCAAGUCCCUCCCAGCACGCGCCUGCUGAGAGCCAAUCGUCUGACCCUGGAAAAUCUGAUGCGGCUAAUGAAAGUGGCUACGGUAAAAGACUUUUGUCCGUGCAUGCAGAGGCAGCCACUUUAUCUUCCCCAGGAACCGUGGCGAAGAACUCAAAUAUUUCAGCAUCCGCACAAGAACUUCAUAAGUCAUACCCGUUCCUCGUUGACUUACUCACUGGAAAGACAAAAGCGGUGAAUGCCGAUAACUCAACUCGGACGAGCGGGUACAGGAACAACACCCAGGUUUUGCCAACACAUCCAAUUGCAGAUUCGUAUCACUGGCCCUCAGAAGACUUAACACAGGACUCUGAACCUCUUCAACAAGAGUAUGAGAGUCCACAACAGGCCUAUGCCAUUGUGCAAUCUGCUGUUGAUCAAUGGCUCUCUACAAGUACAGAUCAAGAUUCUGGUACUCCUCGAGAUGCUCGUGCAACUUUGCAGCAGCAUCAUUACGAGCACUCGAAGCAAAGCAGCAUGCAUCAGCCCACAGCAUCUGAAAGCGCGAUGGUGAUCACCCCCAACAUGCUGCUCACCAGCCCAGCAAAUCAGAGCUAUGAACACACGCCACCGCACCCAACGUAUCAACAGCUAAGUCUUAUGCCAUCGCAAGGAGCGGCAGCAUCACCUUCCGAUCAAGAAAUAAGGCGCACUAUCUAA
Molecule: messenger RNA, 3392 nt
Organism: Dermacentor andersoni
Lineage: Eukaryota; Metazoa; Arthropoda; Arachnida; Ixodida; Ixodidae
Source: RefSeq, a predicted model, not a curated record